Hevea brasiliensis (rubber tree) is the source of this 1722-nucleotide messenger RNA. Its product is annotated as cytochrome P450 71A1-like. Gene Ontology annotation, molecular function: heme binding; oxidoreductase activity, acting on paired donors, with incorporation or reduction of molecular oxygen; monooxygenase activity. The record is from RefSeq and is a predicted model, not a curated record. Bases 134 to 1666 code for a protein of 510 amino acids. Lineage: Eukaryota; Viridiplantae; Streptophyta; Magnoliopsida; Malpighiales; Euphorbiaceae. The transcript is spliced from 2 exons.
ACAAACAAAAUAAAAAUAUUGCAAGAAAUUUUGGUUUUAUUUAUUUGUUUUGUUAAAGCACCAUGGGUGAUUUUAUUUUUCUAUUAUAAAAACACUCUUUGCCCCCUCAGAAAAUCAGUGCCUGAAAGAGAAAAUGGAUCACCUGACCUUUCUCCAAGAAUGGCAUCAAGAGCCAGGAAAAACAAUCCUCUUCUGUUUUCUUAUCAUUUUUCCUUUUCUGCUUCUAUUUAAGAACAAAAGAAGUAGCAAACUCAAUCUACCACCAUCCCCACCAAAGCUACCCAUAAUCGGAAACCUUCACCAGAUAAGUACACUCCCCUAUAGGUCUUUCAGAAACCUUUCUAAGAAGUAUGGCCCUUUGAUGUUCCUGCAACUAGGCCGUGUUCCAACUGUUGUGGUUUCAUCUUUAGAGAUGGCUCAAGAAAUCACCAAAAAUCAUGAUAUUAUUUUUGCAGACAGACCUUCCUUGACGAGUGUAGAUAUUGUGUUCAAGGAAUGCCUUGACAUGGCAUUUGGCCCUUACUGUGCUUACUGGAGCGGAGCAAGGAAGCUGUGUGCUCUUCAUCUCUUGAGCCAGAGAAGGGUGCAAGAGUUUCAUUUCGUAAGGGAAGAAGAAGUUGCAAAUAUGGUUGAGAAGAUACGGCUUUUGUGUGUCAAUGGAGCUGCAAUUAACAUAAGUGAUCUGUUCAUGAUUCUAUCACAUAAUGUGCUAGCAAAAUCAGCUUUUGGUUGCCUAUAUGAAAGCGAAGAUGGCAAGUAUAAGAGUUUCGGAGAAAUGGCAAGGAGAGCAAUGGACCUUCUAGCAUCCUUUUGCUUCAGUGAUUUGUUUCCAUACUUGGGAUGGAUCGAUUAUCUAACUGGCUUGGUUGGGAAUUUGACAGAGAUUUCUAGAGAAUUAAACGAUUUCUUCGAUCGAGUGAUCAAAGAACGCCAGGCAUCAAUGAAUGAUGAUGAGAAAUCUGAAGAUAAGAAGUACUUGGUGGAUAUUCUUCUGUAUCUCCGAAAGGAAGGGGUUGAGCUUGAUCUGUCUCGGAACAACCUUAAAGCAAUUCUAAUGGAUAUGUUUAUUGGGGGAACAGACACCACAGCAGCAUCCAUGGAUUGGAUGAUGUCAGAGCUGAUGAAAAAUCCAAGAAUAAUGAAGAAAGCCCAAGAAGAGGUAAGAAGAGUGGUUGGAAACAAAUCAAACAUAACUGAGGAUGAUAUAAACCAGAUGGAAUACUUGAAAUGUGUUAUGAAAGAGACUGUGAGGUUUCAUGCUUCUGCAAUGAUGCCCCGACAAACAUCAGCAAGUGUUAAGCUCCAAGGCUAUGAUAUUCCAAAGAAAACAAGGGUCUUCAUCAAUACAUGGGCAAUUCAGAGGGACCCCAAAUUGUGGGACAGGCCGGAGGAGUUUCUUCCAGAGAGAUUUCUCAACAGUUCAAAAGAUCAUAAUGGAGAACACAAACAGCUCUUAUUUUCGUUUGGUACUGGGCGAAGGGUUUGCCCUGGGAUGUCAUAUGCAUAUGCAGAAACGGAAUAUGCACUAGCUAACUUGCUCUACUGGUUUGAUUGGGAGUUACCAGAUGGUACAAGAGAAGAGGACCUGGACAUGAGCGACAUAUAUACCUUUGUUAUUCGCAGGAAAACACCCCUUUGGGUUGUCGCACAUCCGCAUACUCCGUAGUCUGGAUCUGGAAGGAGAAUCUUUGAUUGUUUCCGCUGUAUGUAUAAUAAAUUCAU